AUGGAUACUCCUCAACAAGCCAAAGAAAGCAACGCUGUAUCAUCCGAUGCGGAGAUAAACUCAAAGCAGGAAGAUGAUGGUAGUCAACUCAGUCCUGCCAUGAAGAAGAAUCAAGAUGGAGUCGUGCUUAUUCCUCAGCCAAGUGAUGAUCCAAGAGACCCAUUAAAUUGGACUAUGCAAAAGAAAUUGAAGAUUCUCGCCGUUAUUAGUUUUGCGACGUUUGCUGGAUUUUCAGCAUGUCUUGCUGGUCAGCUUCAAGUUGAGCCACAGGCCGAAUUAUACAACAAGACUACAACCCAGAUCGCUUAUCAAAAUUCCGCUGGUUCGGCUGGUAUGGCAGCAGGAGGAUUCUUUUUCUUCCCAUUGUCACAUGUCAUCGGACGUAGCUCUGCUAUCUUUUGGUCAUUGAUUGGUGCUAUAUUAAGCAAUGUAUGGGCAGCACUUAUGACACACGAGAGUCAAUACAAUGCAUUCAUCGUCUCUCGAUUCUUUGGUGCAUUCUUCGGUGCCAUUACUGGAGUAUUAGGUCCACGAAUCUUGGUUGAUUUAUUUUUCCUACACCAACGAGGAAGAGCUUUCACUGUAUUUCAUUGGUGUUUCGAUUUUGGAACAGUGGCAGGACCAACAUUAUCGGCUCUCAUUUCUGCAAAGUCGGUGUGGAUGAAUGCGUAUCGAUGGACGGCAGGAUUGGUUGGUUUGGCUGUCAUUUUGGUAUUUCUGUUUCUCCAUGAAACCUCUUGGGAUAGAACGCCUGGAGCUAUGAACCCCGAUCCACCAUCUUCUUUUAUUGCAAACAGAAUUGCAACAUUUCUUCCUGGUACCAAAGUUACACCAAAGACAUCCUUCUCGCAGACUCUCAAAAUCGCAAAGACACCAUUUCUUAUUGCCAUCUCCCCAGUUUGUCUAGUCCUCAGUAUCUUCACAUUAACCAACUUCGGCUUCUACGUCGCCAUGAAUUCGCUUUCUCCCACAUUCCUUCAAAAGCCAGUUGCAACAGGCGGAUACGGUUUCACAACCUGGCAAAAUGCAGAAUUCUCUUUCACUCACUGGAUCGGUAUUUUUUUCGCCCUCUUCUACGGCCAAUACCUCUCCGAUCGACUUCCCUUCUACAUCGCCAAAAAAUACAACAACGGUAUCUGGGUCCCCGAAUAUCGUCUCCACGCUCUCUGGUUCCCAGGCAUCCUCAAUCCCAUAGGACUCGGUCUCUUCGGCGCCGGUCUCCUCUAUCAUCUCCACUGGGUUGUUCUCGCUCUCGCUACCGUCCUCGUCACUUUCGGCUCCUUGUGUAUUACACCCAUCACCGUAAAUUAUAUUAAUGAAUGUUUUAUCGGUAAUCCGGCAGAGGCAUCUAUUGCUGUUAAUUUUUACCGGGUGGGAUUCGGUCUUAGCGUUGCGUUUUAUAUCAAACCAUGGGUGGCGGAUGUGAAUGUAGGGUGGACGUAUGGAACGAUGGCAUUUUUGGAGGUGGCAGGUCUAUUGUGUAUUGCGUUGUUGGUGUGGAAGGGACAUAGGAUUAGGGAGAUGAGUUUUAGUGGGUUAGGGAGGAGCGAGGAGGGAGAACAUGUUGUUGAGGAGAAGAGAACAGGGGCUUAG
Messenger RNA from Botrytis fragariae, 1593 nucleotides. RefSeq names its product putative polyamine transporter protein. Bases 1 to 1593 code for a protein of 530 amino acids. NCBI's taxonomy places the organism in Eukaryota, Fungi, Ascomycota, Leotiomycetes, Helotiales, Sclerotiniaceae. Gene Ontology annotation, molecular function: transmembrane transporter activity. The record is from RefSeq and is a predicted model, not a curated record. Gene Ontology annotation, biological process: transmembrane transport. The transcript is spliced from 5 exons.